CAUGCACGUUUAUUUUAUUUUCUUCCCAAAGAAAAAACACCUAACUUUACCUCCCCAGCUAUUCCUUUGCCUUUUCCCAAUCUUCUUUUGCUUCUCCCUGGCAGGCACUGCCUCCUCCAUCAUCCUCCCAGAGCAGCCUGCAGCCAGAGAGCCAGUUCACCCCCAUGUAUCCCGCUGCUGCAGAGAUCACGCCCAGCUUCUGCGCCUGCAGCUCCAACAGCAGCUGCAGCAGGAGCUGCAGUGCGAACGGCUACUGCUAGUUCUCCUUCCCCUUCCUUCCUUGCCCGGCCCCUUUCUUCUUCUGCCGCUGCCGCUGCCUCCUCGUCUUCCUGGAGCUUCCCGUAUCCACACAUACCCCAAGAACCAAACAAAUAAAGAAACGAAAUCACCGGAGUCUUCUUCUUCUACUACUAUUUCUAGCCAUUUUAUUAUCUGGAUGUAUGCACAGAUGCAUGUAGAUAGGUAGAAGAAAGAAGAUUAUAGCUAGAGAGGUACUCGCUGCUUGGCUGCUGGGCAGGCGAGCUACAGCAAAGAAGAAGAUUGGGAGUGAGGAGCCGCGGGCAUGGAGGAUCUGUACAGCAUCCACCCGGGGAUCUCGCGCGCCGGGGGCGGAGGCGCCGCCGCCGCGGCCAGCGAGGCGUCAGGUGUCGCCGGCGGAGCGGGCUCGCCCCCACCGCCCCCGCCGCAGCCUUCCCCGCCGGCGGCGGAUCUGACGGAGCUUGUCAAGGCGCAGAUCGCCGGGCAUCCGCGCUACCCAUCCCUACUCUCCGCCUACAUCGAGUGCCGCAAGGUGGGCGCGCCGCCGGAGGUGGCCACGCUGCUGGAGGAGAUCGGCCGGGAGCGGUGCGCCGCCGCGGCCGCCGGCGGGGAGGUCGGCCUGGACCCCGAGCUCGACGAGUUCAUGGAGGCCUACUGCGGCGUGCUGGAGCGCUACAAGGAGGAGCUGUCGCGGCCGUUGGACGAGGCGGCGUCCUUCCUCAGCAGCAUCCGGACGCAGCUCAGCACCCUCUGCGGCGGCGCCGCCUCGCUCUCCGAUGAAAUGGUAGGGUCCUCGGAGGACGAACCAUGCUCGGGAGAUACAGAUGCGACCGACCUGGGCCAGGAGCACAGCUCGCGCAUGGCUGACCGUGAGCUCAAGGAGAUGCUGCUGAAGAAGUACAGUGGCUGUCUCAGCCGCUUGCGGUCCGAGUUCUUGAAGAAGAGGAAGAAAGGGAAGCUACCGAAGGACGCUCGAUCGGCUCUGAUGGACUGGUGGAACACGCACUACCGCUGGCCGUACCCUACGGAAGAGGAUAAGGUGAGGCUGGCGGCAGUGACCGGCCUGGAUCCGAAGCAGAUCAACAACUGGUUCAUCAACCAGCGGAAGCGGCACUGGAAACCGUCUGAGGACAUGCGUUUCGCGCUCAUGGAGGGCGUCACCGGAGGCGGAUCCUCCGGGACGACGCUCUACUUCGACACGGGCACGAUCGGGCCGUGAACGAGGCUGACACGCAUUCCCGCAGGAAAAAGGCACACAUUUACUGGCAACUGGGACGCAUGGAUCGCGCUGCACCGCACCGCACCGGUUGUGUGAUGGGCAAUUGUUGGUUGAUAUGAAGAUUAGUCACAUUGAACAAAUAACCGCGUCAUUUUGUCGGAUUAUUGUGUAUAUGGGCGACAACGUGCCGGGACACAGUAUCUACAAGGGAGUUGCUGUUCAGGUGGCCUGUAAAAACUCUGUCUGGUAGUACCAUAACAUGAAUUACUACCUAAUUGUAUGUACGCCCAUUGAUCACCCGAUUAUUAAAUCUAAAAUAUACUGGAACUGGGAAUUGGAAAUUAGAA
Messenger RNA from Panicum virgatum (switchgrass), 1824 nucleotides. Its product is annotated as homeobox protein knotted-1-like 10. Gene Ontology annotation, cellular component: nucleus. Bases 563 to 1477 code for a protein of 304 amino acids. Lineage: Eukaryota; Viridiplantae; Streptophyta; Magnoliopsida; Poales; Poaceae. Gene Ontology annotation, molecular function: DNA binding; DNA-binding transcription factor activity, RNA polymerase II-specific. The transcript has 5 exons. Gene Ontology annotation, biological process: regulation of DNA-templated transcription. The record is from RefSeq and is a predicted model, not a curated record.